AUGGCUGACACAAACGCCCCCAAAGGACUUUCCAACAAACUCCAAAACAAGCGCAAGAGGCAAGCCGACGACGCUGCUCCCAAGCAAGAAAAGCCCGAGGCAGGCACACCCGUAGAGGGAUCAAGCAAGAAGAAGCAGAAGAAGAACAAGAAGAAACAAGCUGAACACGAUGAGAACCAGUCAACGCGCAAAGAUGGCAUUGACGAGUCGAUUGGCAAGAUGGACGGCCGGUUGUUGGGCGAUCACUUUGCUCAGAAGGCCAAAAGGCACGAUAAGGAGCUUUCCGCUGUUGAACUGAGUGACCUUUCGAUUCCAGAUUCCGCAUUCCUCGAUACCUCUUCCUUCACCUCUACUCGAAAGCUAGAGCAACUCCCCGAAUUUCUCAAGUCGUUCAGUCCCAAGGGUGUUGACCUGUCGAAGUCGUCUGAGAAGAACGGCACUCCUCAUACACUAGUCAUUUCGGGUGCUGCUCUGCGAGCUGCUGAUGUUGUACGGGCACUACGUUCAUUCCAAACCAAGGAUAGCAUUGUAGGAAAGCUGUUCGCGAAGCACAUCAAGCUGGAGGAAGCAAAGCAGUUUCUUCAACGUGCCCGGUCUGGUAUCGGGGCUGGAACCCCAACUAGAAUCUCUGAUUUGAUCGAGUCUGGAACUCUCAACCUGGAGGAGCUGGAGCGCAUCGUCAUUGAUGGAUCACACAUUGACCAGAAGCAGCGAGGCAUCUUUGACAUGAAGGACACGCAUAUGCCGCUGUUGAAGCUGCUUACUCGGCCGGAACUGCUUGAGCGCUAUGGGGCGAAGAAGGGUGUGAAGAUCUUGACCAACCCAAUGGGCGAUAAGCGCAAGCUCGUGCAGGAUGAGGUGGUCGAGCCCGAGGGCAAGAAGAUGAAAAAGGAGAAGAAGGACAAGAAGGAGAAGAAGGAGAAGCGUAAGGCGCAAGAGGAGCCCCAGAUUGUCGCUCCCGCCAAAAUUGCUGCCCCGGCGCUCGAAGAGGUGAAGGAGAAGAAGAAGGACAAGUCUGAGAAGAAGGAGAGGGUCGACAAAAAAGAGAAGUCUGAUAAAAAGGAGAAGAAGGAGAAGAAGGAGAAGAAAGAGAAGAAGGAGAAGAAGGAGAAGCGCAAGGCCGAGGAGGUCGACGCGGAGGCUGCUGCUCCAUCCGAAGAUGCUAUGGAUGUUGACGUGACCCCUACCGAGAAGGUGGACGCCGAUCAGAAGGAGAAGAAGGAAAAGAAGAAGGAGAAGAAGGAGAAGAAGCAGAAGACUGAGCCUGUUGCUGAGACCGAAGAAAAGCCUACCGCGGAGGCCGAGCAGGCCCAGAAGAGCUCCCGCUUCAUCUGCUUUGUCGGCAACCUUCCCUACUCCGCCAACCACGAGUCCUUGAGCAAGCACUUCGAAAAGAACCCCCCGGCCACAAUCCGUGUUGCAACCAAGAAAGAAGACCCCAAGAAGUGCCGUGGCUUUGCAUUCAUUGAGUUUGACAACUACGACCGCAUGAAGACCUGCCUUAAGCUGUACCACCACUCCACCUUCGACGACGGAAAGUACCCGCCCCGACGCAUGAACGUUGAGCUGACUGCUGGCGGUGGCGGCGCCAAGUCCGAACAUCGUAAUGCCAAGAUCCAGGCCAAGAACGAGAAGCUCAAUGAGGAGCGCCAGCGCCAGGCUAAGGAAAUCCAGAAGGACAAGAGAAAACACGAGAAGACGGCAGCUCCGGCUGGCGGCUCUGGUGCCAACGCUGCUAGCAUGGACGGUGCAGCUGACACCGCUGUCAGCGCUGACAACGAUCAGUGGGCUGGUCUGCAUCCUAGCCGCAGAGGCCGUGUUUAA
Molecule: messenger RNA, 1824 nt
Organism: Penicillium digitatum Pd1
Lineage: Eukaryota; Fungi; Ascomycota; Eurotiomycetes; Eurotiales; Aspergillaceae
Cellular component (GO): nucleus; 90S preribosome
Molecular function (GO): RNA binding
Source: RefSeq, a predicted model, not a curated record